Messenger RNA from Purpureocillium lilacinum, 303 nucleotides. The record is from RefSeq and is a predicted model, not a curated record. NCBI's taxonomy places the organism in Eukaryota, Fungi, Ascomycota, Sordariomycetes, Hypocreales, Ophiocordycipitaceae.
AUGCAAGUGCUUAUGCUGCUGCUGGUUACCCCACCAUCAUGCAAUCAAUUAAACACGCGCGUCGCCCGACCCCUCGAAGCGCGUCUAGCGCGUGCCCAACGCGUUUCUUGCCCAGAUCCUCUCCCUUGUGCGUUUCUUGCAUCCUCAAACUCCGUCGCGACGACCCCCCACCAAACUCUGCCGAAUCCAUCGCCAUUUCUACCACCCUUUGACAACGUUCGUGCUCAGAGUUACUCGGACAGGCACCUCCCAGCUCCGGCAUUGUCCUCUCCGUGUGUCUUGUUCCGGCUUCACCACCACUGA